GCUGCGCUGGAGUGCAGUGUAUAGAAACGGAGCAGGACACGUGAAACCAAACAGCGCAGCAUCCAGUGGGAUCAAAUGGAAGCUGUUAAAUAAUUUAAGUGUUCUCUGUCCGCAAAAUAAAUAAAAAAAAACAACAGGAUCUGAUCGUGGUACAGAAUGGGAGUGGACAGUCUUUUAGUGACAAAAGCUGCUCUCAAAUGAUCCAUGUUAACGGUACAGUCUCCGUGAAACCGCGAGGCCACACUUCAUUGCACCUCGUCUUAGUGCACAUCUCCAACGCACCAUGGCUCUGACUGUCCACCUCAAAUCGGUAACAGAUCUCAAUGGCAAGGGGGACAAGAUCGGCAAAGUAGUAUUCAGAGGGCUCUCAUUUUAUACACGGGUUCUGGAAAACUGUGACGAUGAAGCCAGAUUUGAUGAGACUUUCCGAUGGCCUAUUGCCAGUAACAUUGAUGGGAAUGAGAUGCUUGAAAUCCAGGUGUUCAACUACAGCAAAGUUUUUACAAAUAGGCUCAUUGGGACGUUCCGGAUGGUGUUACAGAAAGUGGUGGAAGAAGCACAGCUGGAAGUGUCAGACACAUUAAUAGAUGACAACAACACCCCCAUUCGAACAUCUGUUACCAUAGAGAUCAAAUACCAGGCUAUGGAUGGUACCAUGGCUUCUUGGAACGACGGCGAGUUCCUGGGCGAUCCCAAUCGAUCAGAAAAUGAUGGGACCUUUCAGUUUGAGACGGACAGCCUGUUGUCAGGACACAGCCAGGGCUCUGCAGUGUCUCCAGGGCGCUCCCACCUGAGCCUUCACUUAGGAGAGCGGUCCAUCAGAAAAUACAGCCUUGAAGAAGGGCAUGAGGAAGAGGAUGAUGGUGCUCUUGGCAAGCUUUCGAACAAACUUAAUGAUGGAUACCAGGCAGUUGCAAGUGAGGCUGAGGAACCCAUAGCUCAGGAUCAGAAGGAGAAAAGACAUAGCAUUAUAACCUUCAGCAAAGGAAAGGACAAAGCUGGAAAGGAUGCUAAGGACAGCAAAGGAGGCAAAGACAGUAAAGAGAAAGUAGGUAAGGGAGUGUUUUCAGCCAUGAAGCUGGGCAAGACACGUCCACCAAAAGAAGGCCACAAAAACAAAGAUGAGGCCGCUAUUUUGGAAACAGAGGACCUGGACAGGAAGGCCAUGCGUUUGGGGGGAGGGUUCGACCCGGAUACCAUCUCACUGGCCUCCGUCACUGCAGUCACCACCAAUGUCUCCAAUAAGAGAUCCAAACCUGAUAUUAAAAUGGAGCCCAGUGCUGGAAGACCAGUGGAUUACCAAGUUAGUAUUACCAUUAUUGAGGCACGUCAGCUGGUGGGUUUGAAUAUGGAUCCAGUCGUUUGUGUCGAGAUUGGAGACGACAAGAAAUACACAUCAAUGAAGGAAUCUACAAAUAGCCCUUACUACAAUGAGUACUUUGUUUUUGAGUUCCAUGUGCCUCCUGAUGUCAUGUUCGAUAAAAUCCUAAAGCUCUCAGUAAUACAUUCCAAAAACCUCCUGCGCAGCGGCACCUUGGUUGGCACAUUCAAGCUUGACAUAGGCACUGUCUACUCACAACCUGAACACCAGUUCUACCAUAAGUGGGCAAUCCUCUCCGACCCUGAUGACAUCACUGCAGGUGUGAAAGGUUAUGUAAAGUGUGACAUUGCUGUGGUCGCAAAAGGAGACAACAUUAAAAGCCCACACAAAGCAAACGAGACCGAUGAGGAUGAUAUAGAAGGGAACCUCCUACUGCCAGAGGGGGUCCCCUCAGAGAGGCAAUGGGCCCGCUAUUACAUCAAGAUCUACCGAGCUGAGGGGCUUCCAAAGAUGAACACCAGUAUUAUGGCUAAUAUGAAGAAAGCUUUCAUAGGAGAAAACAAAGACCUGGUGGACCCAUACGUGCAAGUUCUAUUUGCAGGACAAAGGGGAAAGACCUCAGUGCAGAAGAGCAGUUAUGAGCCAGUAUGGAAUGAACAAAUCUUAUUCACAGAAAUGUUUCCACCUCUCUGUAAGAGAAUGAAAAUUCAAAUACGAGAUUCGGACAAAGUAAACGAUGUAGCCAUAGGAACACAUUUUAUUGACCUGAGGAAGAUUUCCAAUGAUGGAGACAAAGGUUUUCUUCCAACACUGGGUCCAGCCUGGGUGAACAUGUAUGGUUCUACCCGCAACUACACCCUGAUGGACGAGCACCAGGACCUGAACGAGGGCCUGGGGGAAGGCGUCUCCUUCAGGGCCCGUCUGCUCAUCAGCAUUGUGGUGGAGAUCCUAGACACCGCCUCCACUGAGAUCAUGAGCACCACUGAGGUCCAGGUGGAGCAGAUCCAGAACAUCUCUGAGUAUGUCACUGGAAAAAUGGAAGAGUUCUUCCUCUUUGGAGCCUUCCUGGAAGCAACCAUGGUUGACAGAAAAAUUGGAGAUAAACCCAUCAGUUUUGAAGUUACAAUAGGUAACUAUGGAAAUCAGAUCGAUGGUGUGAACAAGCCAACCAUGCACAGGAAGAAGAAAGAUGGGGGAGACGGUGAUGAGGAGGAGUCUGAGCUCCUUCAGAACUCCAGUGAGGAUGAGGUUGAAGAUGAUGGGGACCUGGUGUCUGUCUCCACAACUCCUCCAAUGAAACCUGUUAUUACAGACAGGAAUUAUUUCCAUUUACCUUAUUUUGAAAAUAAGCCCUGUAUCUACAUUAAGAGCUGGUGGCAGGACCAAAGGAGAAGACUCUACAAUGCCAAUAUAAUGGACAAAAUCGCAGACAAGCUGGAGGAAGGGCUGAAUGACGUCCAGGAGAUUAUAAAAACGGAGAAAGCCUUUCCAGAACGUAGACUGCGGGGUGUUUUGGAGGAAUUGGGAAGCGGCUGCAACCGUUUUGUGACGCUUGCCAACAAGGACCAGAACCAGACUGGAAGGACAAAGCUGGACAGAGAGAGGCUCAAGUCCUGCAUGAGAGAGCUGGAGAACAUGUCAGCACAGGCCAAGACAACCCGUUCUCAAGUGAAGAAGAACACAGUGAAGGACAAGCUGAAACUGGUCCAAAACUUCCUGCAGAAACUGCGCUUCCUUGCUGACGAGCCGCAACACAGCAUCCCAGAUGUCUUCAUCUGGAUGAUGAAUAACAACAAGCGCAUUGCCUACGCCCGGAUCCCGUCCAAAGACAUCCUGUACUCUAUUGUGGAUGAAGAGUCUGGCAAGGACUGUGGAAAAGUCAAGACGGUCUUUCUGAAGUUGCCUGGUAAGAAAGGCUUUGGUCCUGCGGGCUGGACGGUGCAGGCUAAAAUGGAGCUGUACCUCUGGCUCGGUCUCAACAAGCAGCGCAAGGAUUUCCUGAGCGGCCUUCCUAAUGGCUUCGAGGAGAACAAAGCAGUCAAGGGCCCUGGUUUGCAGUCCCUCCCACCCAUCAGCCUAACCUACAUCAUGAAGCAGGAGUUCCAGCUAAGAGUGCACAUGUACCAGGCCCGCAGCCUUUUUGCAGCAGACAACAGUGGCCUGUCUGACCCCUUCGCCAGGGUCUUCUUUUCCACACACAGCCAGUGCACCGAGGUCUUAAACGAGACUCUGUGUCCCACUUGGGACCAGCUCCUGGUGUUUGAUAAUGUAGAACUCUUUGGGGAGGCCUGUGAAUUAAGGGAUGACCCUCCGAUCAUUGUCAUUGAGAUCUAUGACCAGGACACUGUGGGAAAAGCUGAAUUCAUUGGCAGAACCUUUGCCAAACCCAUCACAAAGAUGUCUGAUGAGCACUACGGGCCUCCACGCUUCCCCCCUCAGCUAGAGUACUACCAAAUCUACCGGGGGAACAACAUCGCUGGAGACCUGCUAGCAGCAUUCGAGCUCCUCCAGGUACCUUACAAUGAAGAGGAGAUUAGAAGAGCUUUACUGGCUGUCAAUGAUUUUGCUGUGCCAGAGAUUAAGAUUGGGGCUGCUGGAAAGGCCGACCUCCCUCCCAUUGACGGCCCCACUGAUUCAGAGAGAGGUCCCAUUCUUCCUGUUCCUAUGGGCAUCCGGCCAGUCCUUAGCAAAUACAGGAUUGAGGUGUUGUUCUGGGGUCUGAGAGACCUGAAGAGAGUGAACCUGGCCCAGGUGGACAGACCCCGAGUGGACAUUGAGUGUGCAGGGAAGGGGGUCCAGUCAGCUGUCAUCCAGAACUACAAGAAAAACCCCAACUUCAGCACCCUUGUCAAGUGGUUUGAAGUUGACCUCCCAGAGAAUGAGCUUCUUCACCCUCCUCUGAACAUCCGAGUGGUGGACUGCCGUGCCUUUGGGAGGUACACCUUGGUGGGAUCACACGCGGUUGGUUCUCUCCGCAAAUUCAUCUACAGGCCUCCAGACAAGACUGCAAGCAACUGGUCAACUGCAGCUAAGCUGAUGAGUGGCUGUCUGGCACUGACAAACGGGGGCCCGUACUCUCAUCCCACAGGUGAAAUAAUCGUGAACAUGGAGCCCGAGCCUCCUAUCAAGAAGAUGGAAACAUGUGUCAAGCUGGACUCCACCUCUGAUGCUGUUGUUAAAGUUGAUGUGCCUGAAGAAGACAAGAAGGAAAAGAAAAAGAAAAAAAAGAAAGGCGAGGAGAUUGAGGAGGAGGAGCCCGAUGAAAGCAUGCUGGACUGGUGGUCCAAAUAUUUUGCCUCCAUUGAGACCAUGACAGAACAACUGAAGGCACAAGAAGCAGCUGCUGCUGAAGCAGAAGAGAAGGAAGACAUGGAGAUAGCAGCAGAGGGUACAGAGAUCAAACCUGAUGAAUCUCAUGUGAAAGGCUCAAAAGGAAAGGAGAAGAGCAAGGAGAAGGGCAAAAGCUCCAAGGAGGACAAGAAGAAGAAGCAGCAACAAGCUGAUUUGUUGGAGAAGAAAAACAACAAGCAGAAGAUCGAUGAGCUACAUGUGUACAACAAAGAACUGGAACAGGAAUGUGGUAACUUUGAGGACUGGCUGCAUGCAUUCAACCUUUACAGAGGAAAGAUCGGAGAUGACGAUGACAACAUGACAGACGAGGAAAGGAUUGUUGGAAGAUACAAGGGUUCGCUAUGUGUAUAUAAAGUCCCGCUUCCAGAGGAUGUGACCAAGGAGGUUGGCUUUGACCCUAACUUUGGCAUGUUCCAAGGAAUCCCAAACAACGAUCCAAUCAACGUACUAGUCAGAGUGUAUGUGGUCAGGGCCACAGAUCUGCACCCUGCUGACAUCAAUGGAAAAGCUGACCCCUAUGUUGUUAUCAAACUGGGGAAAACUGAAAUCAAAGACAAAGAAAACUACAUUUCUAAACAGCUAAACCCCAUUUUUGGAAAGUCCUUCGAUAUUGAAGCCACCUUCCCGAUGGAGUCCAUGCUAACAGUCUCUGUCUUUGACUGGGAUUUAGUUGGAUCUGACGAUCUCAUUGGGGAAACAAAGAUUGACCUGGAGAAUCGAUUCUACAGCAAGCAAAGGGCAACCUGCGGCAUCGCACAGACUUAUUCCAUCCAUGGAUACAAUAACUGGAGGGACCCCAUGAAGCCCACCCAAAUCCUGACCAAGCUCUGUAAAGAGGGCAAAGUGGACGGACCUCACUUUGGACCAGGAGGGAGAGUUAAAGUGGCAAACAGGGUGUUCCUGGGACCAACUGAGCUCGAAGAUGAAAACGGGCUGAAGAAGCAGACAGAUGAGCACCUGGCCCUGAUUGCGCUCCAGCACUGGGAGGACAUCCCUCGCGCCGGCUGUAAACUGAUUCCUGAGCAUGUGGAGACCAGGCCUCUCCUCAACCCUGAGAAGCCAGGGAUCGAGCAGGGGCAUCUUGAGUUGUGGGUGGACAUGUUCCCCACGGAUAUGCCAGCGCCAGGGCCUGCCGUUGACAUCUCACCCAGGAAACCAAAGAAAUAUGAACUAAGAGUCAUAAUCUGGAAUACAGACGAGGUAAUUCUGGAAGACGAUGAUUACUUCACUGGAGAAAAAUCUAGUGACAUUUUUGUACGGGGCUGGCUGAAGGGACAGCAGGAGGACAAACAGGACACUGACGUCCACUAUCACUCACUGACCGGCGAAGGAAACUUCAACUGGCGUUUCAUCUUCCCAUUUGACUACCUGCGUGCUGAGGAGAAGAUUGUCAUGUCCAAGAAGGAGUCUAUGUUCUCCUGGGAUGAGACUGAGUACAAGAUCCCCGCCCGGCUCACCCUGCAAGUGUGGGACGCGGAUCACUUCUCUGCUGACGACUUCCUAGGGGCGAUCGAACUGGACCUGAACCGAUUUCCCCGGGGGGCUAAAACAGCAAAGCAGUGCUCUAUAGACAUGGUGCUGAAUGAGCAGGAGCUGCCGACUAUUUCCAUCUUCAAACAGAAAAGGGUCAAGGGCUGGUGGCCCUUUGUAGCCAGGAACGAGAAUGAUGAAAUGGAACUCACGGGUAAAGUGGAGGCAGAGCUCCAACUCUUAACUGCAGAAGAAGCUGAGAAGAGCCCCGCUGGUCUAGCCCGUAACGAGCCAGAGCCCUUGGAGAAACCAAACCGACCUGACACCUCUUUCAUCUGGUUCCUCAGCCCGCUUAAAUCCAUCAAGUACCUAGUCUGCACCCGCUACAAGUGGCUCAUCAUUAAGAUUGUGCUUGCUUUGCUGCUGCUGGCUAUGCUGGGUCUCUUCCUCUACAGCAUGCCAGGCUACAUGGUCAAGAAAUUGCUGGGAGCAUGAACGGGCAGCAGCGUUGGCUGGCUGGGUGGCACCUCUCACCAUCCUAUGUCCGUCCCUGCAUUCCAGUCUUCCUCACCACGGACACUCACUGUGGCUGGAAUUUCAGUUUUUAAUAUUGUCAUAACCAAAAACAUAACUCCUUUUCCCUGAAUAGAUUUUGUACAAGGCACUAACACUGCUUUCCCUGCACUGACUUUGGUUCUUUCUAUGCGCUUUAAAAAAAAAAGAAUUUUGCAGACCUAUCUACCAUUUUCUGUUUACCCCAAACAACCGACUCUAUACAGCUGAAAAGGCUGCUCACGGAAAGCAGCCCAGACUUGUAGCACUAACUUGCUCUCUCCAGCUGUUUAUUUAUUAUUUUUAUUAUUUUUUUAUUUCUGAGCAGACACCCUUAUCCAGGGCGACUUACAAUUGUUACAAGAUAUCACAUUAUUUUUUAAAUACAAUUACCCAUUUAUACAGUUGGGUUUUUACUGGAGCAAUCUAGGUAAAGUACCUUGCUCAAGAGUGCAGCAGCAGUGUCCCCCACCUGGGAUUGAACCCACGACCCUCCGGUCAAGAGUUCAGAGCCCUAACCACUACUCCACACUGCUGCCCUAUAACUUGACAUGCUCGCCAUUUAUAGUACUUGGGGUGGGGGGGUGGGGUUCUUAUGCAAGUUUGUGGAAAAAUAGGUAAAGUUUCAAACAAUAUCAUACACUUAAAAAAAAAAUAAUAAUAAUGUUUACAGGGUCUAGUUUUGUAUAUUGAAAUGCAAGGUGUUGACUUUCCUUUUGGCUGAUUUCAAGACAUGUUAUCAGUAUUUAUGUAUUAAUAAAUUAUCAUUUCACUUCAACGGCAGUGUUUUAAAUAUAAUCAAUAAUGAACAAACAUACAAAUAAAUUCACAUGAAUAGAUGAAAUCUGAUACAUUCCAAUGUGUUUCUCCAAACACCAAGUGUGAUUUAAUCAUGGAUUGGCCACUUCCUUUAUUUUAAGUUUUGCUUAUCUUGUUAACAAUAUUAUUUUGAUAGGAGUUUUCUUUCUUGUCAUAGUUGUCAUCUGAAUGUAUGCACAAGAAGCAAUGUGACUGUUAUUGUGGAAAGAAAGUCAUAGUGGAAAAAACAGUUCUUCCGGUUGCAAUGUAGCACGUUGGCAUUCAUUCUACAACAACCUGUGUUCACAAAGCUUUAUCAUCUUUUGUCUUUAAAGUAUACACAAAACGGGAGAAAUCGAACAAAAAAACAUGUAUUAUCUUAAUGUUAACGGUCUCUCAAGAGCAAAGAAAACCCUGCAGUGUGAAACUCCCAUAUAAUGUUGAUCAGUCUUGGUUUGCGGUGUGCGGUUCCCUAGGCGGAGUUUGCUCUUGUUUGAAAUGUAGCUAUAUACGAUUUGUAUUUUAAGCCCUUAUUUUGUUUAUUUAUUGAUUUAUUUAUGUAUUUGAUUGGAUUUGAUUUGCUCUUAUUUUUUUGUUUGUUUUUAGAAAAAAAGAAAAAGUCUGUAUUUAUAAUUUAGUUUUACAGUGUGCAAUAUUUGGUGUUCUAUUUUUGUUGUUUUGUCUGUAUCAAAUGAUGAUGAUGAUGAUGAUGAUCAAUAAAUGCUUGGCCUGUCUCA
Molecule: messenger RNA, 8229 nt
Organism: Acipenser ruthenus (sterlet)
Lineage: Eukaryota; Metazoa; Chordata; Actinopteri; Acipenseriformes; Acipenseridae
Product: otoferlin-like
Exons: 52
Coding region: 284-6637 (2117 amino acids)
Biological process (GO): plasma membrane organization; synaptic vesicle priming
Cellular component (GO): presynaptic active zone membrane; synaptic vesicle membrane
Molecular function (GO): calcium ion binding; AP-2 adaptor complex binding
Source: RefSeq, a predicted model, not a curated record